Molecule: messenger RNA, 393 nt
Organism: Suillus discolor
Lineage: Eukaryota; Fungi; Basidiomycota; Agaricomycetes; Boletales; Suillaceae
Exons: 6
Coding region: 1-393 (130 amino acids)
Cellular component (GO): nucleus
Molecular function (GO): ATP-dependent activity, acting on DNA; DNA binding
Source: RefSeq, a predicted model, not a curated record
AUGUCCAAAUUGCGGUUCUUGAAGAUACUUUCAUCCAAACUUCACGCUAGAGGUUAUCGUUUAGUCAGUUUUUUUAUGGGGCCUGAUAUUAUUGAAGACUUCAUGAGAGGCGAAGGCUACAAGUACUACCGCCUGUACUCGACCGGACAGGUCGGAAUCAACUUGCAUACUGCAGAUACUGUCCUCACAUUUGAUCCUGAUUUCAACCCUCACCAGGCCAUAGCUCAUUCUCACCGGUAUAGACAGAUGAAGACAUGCUUGGUGUUCAAGUUCACGGUCAAAUAUUUAGCUGAAGAAGACAGCGCUGGCGAAGUUCUAGUCGCGCCUUCAGGUUGGGGUGAUGUGACCAUCAAGUUGAGAUUUUUUGCGUGCUCUGGAACAGCUUCUAGAUAA